CAGUCGUCUCGCGGUAUCUGACACGGUGUGCCCGCCCGUUGCACGCGUACGUGUGUGGUGUGUCUCCGCGAUUCACGUGCCCACCGACAAAAAGUUCGUGAAAAACGACACAGAGACAACGUCCAUCGCACGUUGUCCGUAUAUCGUUGCACGACCGCCGUCGAGCGAUCGAUCGCGAUUACGCCUCCCCCCCUCCCCCCUCAAAUAUUCACUCACCUCCCCACUGCACCCCCCCGAAAUAUUUUUACCAUUUGAUCACCCGCAGGCACUAUGUGGUCCACCAAGGCGGACAAACACGUGGACUCGUACCUUAUAGCGGUUUUCUUGUUUUGACCCUCUUGCUGCGUUAUUAGAAAAGUUUUGACGUUCGUGCAGUCGUAUUCGCGGCAUUGUUUUCCCGCCCGCUGUCGUCGUUGUUUUCGAAUCAAAUUUCCGACCAGCGAUCCCGGAAGCGUCGUCGGCACACGUAUAUGCACGUGCAGAUCUCCGAACAGUUACCGUAACAUCUGUAGUGUGCAUAAAUGUGAGCCUAAAUUACGGGAGCUGGUCCUAUCUUCGGAGAAAUGCGGCCCUAUACCUACACAGUCGCAGUGGACUCGUGGACCUCGAGGACUUUGUUGCUGGUCUUCGCAGUGGUCGCCGUCGGCAGUUCUGACGUGCAAAAGGAUGGACCGGAGCCAGAGUUUUUGAAUCCCAUGGAAAAUGUCACCGUCGCUUUGGGGCGGGAAGCGAUUUUGGUGUGUUCGGUGAAAAACAUCGGAGAACACAAAGUUGGCUGGCUAAAAGCAGAAGAUCAGACCAUACUAAGUUUACACGAACGUGUGGUUACCGAAAACCGAAGGAUAGACAUAGAUGUGGAUAACAACACAUAUUGGAGACUCAAGAUUCGGCAGCUACAAAGAUCCGACAAAGGAUGUUAUAUGUGUCAGAUUAACACGCAUGUUAUGAAGAAACAAAUUGGUUGUGUAGACGUGAAAGUUCCGCCGGACAUCAAAGACGAAGAAACCAUAUCUGAUAUCACUGUAAAUGAAGGUGAAAACGCUACAUUGGCGUGCAAGGCCAAAGGCAAUCCACUACCGAGAAUUACUUGGAAGCGAGAGGAUGGUCAUAAAAUAACUAUAAAAAACAAAUCGAAAAAAACAUUAAUGGAUAGGGUACGUGGAGAACCGCUGUUGCUCAACAAAGUAGACCGCAGUCAGAUGGGACAUUAUUUGUGCAUAGCGUCCAACGAUGUACCGCCGGCUGUUAGCAAGAGGAUCACGUUAAAUGUUAACUUUUCUCCAGUAGUCUGGGUAACGAAUCAAAUAGUAAGUGCACCACUUGAAACACACGUGCGACUGGAGUGUUUUGUAGAAUCGUUUCCCAAUUCCGUCAAUUAUUGGUCCAAUGAAAAAGGAGACAUGAUUCUUCAAGGGCCAAAGUACUAUAUGGAAGAAGUUAAAACCAACUACAAAGUAAAUAUGUAUCUGAAUAUUCAAAAUUUGGAAACAGAUGAUCUGGGAGCGUACAUAUGUUUGGCGACAAAUUCUAUGGGACACGCGAAUAGUUCAGUACGAGUACACAAGAUAAUAUUGCCGACGACUACCGUAGCGCCAACUACAUCCACGACAACCGCCGCCACCACUACCACAACCACAACGACGUUACCGUCUACAACAAGAUUGGUCACUACCUCGACAGUGAUACCGUCACCAGCAACAAAAUGGAAGAGCCAUACAAUAUCUGGUGACCGGAAAUCUGGAGGCAAAAUGGACGACAAGACCGGUCUGCGGAUGAACGGCGUCGAGUCGGCUGGUGAGAUGGAGACGAAAAGCAGCAGCCACCGGGCAAGUCGCGGUUCGAGCCGGGUCCGCCGGUCAACGGUCAGCCAAUCGGUGAGCAUCGCGGCUGAGCUGGCGUUUCUGGCCGCCGCCACUGCCAGCUGGUCGACAGGCUGUCCAGUGGACGCCGCCAUAGGUGGACUCGUGUCGCUGGCGCUUGCCGUUUCGCCGCCACUGAUCCUGUGGCUCCUGAACUGAAACCGCUAGGAGGCCUACACAACUACUGAUGCCACUACAGCCGCACACAAGUGGCGUGUGUUGAGACGAAAUCCGAAAUCGAACUUCGAAACAUUACGUUGUUUUAAUCAUGUUUUUAUUUUUCUCCACCAUCCCCUUAACCAUAGAAGAAUACCGCGUAUUACGCCACUGGCCACCAAACCGACGUCACCACAUUACCGUGAACGCUGAGUGCCUAACGGCCGUGGUAUAUGUGGUCACUGACUGCCCACCCGCCAAUCCGCUACCAAUAAUAAUGAUACUAAUUAAAUUUCAUUACGGUUGCGUAUGCGGUUGAAAACCAAAAUCACGUGAUCACUGAUAAGUACAUACACAAAACAUAACCUGGGUUGCCGUCAAACGUGAUCGAAUCGUCACCUCAGUACCGUUUCCGUUUGAUGAGCACGUUUUUAUUAUCCACAUAAAAUCCGUUGGCUAUUUUAAUUUGUGCUGUAAUAACUGCAACCAUUAUUCAGUUGUUCGAUUCGAAAUGUUUACAACCACAUUACCGUUUGACAUGAAGUUAACAUUUAUAAGCCUUGAAUAAUAAAUUAAGAAGUCACUUAUAUUUAUUCGGUUGAUUUCAAACGAAUUCACAUGUCAUUUUUUUUUUUUGAAAGUUGGACGUUCAAUUGAAAUAUCAUCGAAUAGAAAAAUGGUUAUAACGUAUAACGUCAUCUUUGCUCGUUCGUUACGGACUUCUAAUAUGUUAUCCAUCGGAUCGUAUCAAAACUGAAACCUUGUCAACGUUUUACCGGUAUAGAAACUAAUUCAAUAAGUUGGAAAACUUGUUAAUCGCGAUAUCCGUCGAACAAACUUUUUCUGGUAAUUGGAACGAUUGAAAUUUUUAAGUGACCCACUACUACACACCUGUUAUUUUUGUUUUGUAUGUUUCAUCAUAUUUUCUGACUAAUUGUAAUGAUCCGAUAUUAACCUUUCACAAAACUAAGAAAAACUUACUCGCAAUAAAAUUCCUGUAACGAUUGAGAAUAAAAUUGCUCAAACGUAAUCGUAAAAAAUGUCCAAUUUACGACACGGUUUUUUUUUUGUGUUUAUAUCGAGUUACAUAAUAUUUUGUUUCAUAAUUACACCGAAUUUUAUUGAAUUCGUUUGACAUUCCAUGAAAAACAUUUUUACUGAAAAUCUUAAAUGUUCAUUAAUGUUUUUUCCCAUAUCUUAGAGAAUCAUCAAAUAUUUUAUUUGUUAUUGUUUUUAAUUUUGAUAAUGUACAAAAAUAUUAAGUUAAGAACUGUACCAUGUGUAAAUACCAUAUCAAUGUUAUACCUGUAUUGUAUUAUUUAGCCGGAAGUUUAUUAAUAAUAAUUACUAUACGUGAA
Metopolophium dirhodum (rose-grain aphid) is the source of this 3373-nucleotide messenger RNA. Its product is annotated as lachesin-like. The transcript is spliced from 11 exons. Gene Ontology annotation, cellular component: neuron projection. Lineage: Eukaryota; Metazoa; Arthropoda; Insecta; Hemiptera; Aphididae. The record is from RefSeq and is a predicted model, not a curated record. Bases 564 to 2018 code for a protein of 484 amino acids.